AUGCGCGACGCGCCUCGAUCUGCGAUUGCCCACUUCCCUCGCCCGACCUCGCCCUUGUAUCCCGUCUUGAUCCGCCGCUUGCCCCUCAAUACCUCGAAGGACUCGGUGCGACUCAUGGCUGUCUUCUCCCAACAACUAGUAGAUAUCGAGCUACUCCCCCACGAUCAGUCCAAGGAUCCCGGCUUCAUCUCAGCAGUCUUGCAAUUCCGAUCCGCAGGGGGUGCAUACGAAGCGCAGAAGAUGCUACAUGGGCGCACAGUCGCCGAAGAUGCCGAGUUGAUUGUUGAGCUACUGCCUUCGAAUAGCCCAGGGUCUUCACGACAAUAUUCAACCGAGACGUCUUCAAAUGCCUCGACUUUGACGCCAUCUGCUACCCCAUCCUCUUCAACAUCCGGACCUAGGCAACUUUCGCGCAUCAACGGUGUCUUUUCCCCAGCCGAGACCCUCCCACCUCCGCCGAAUGGCAUAUAUACUGGGCACGAACUGCCAAACCCAGACACGAGCAUCGUUUACCAGAACCUCUUCUCUCCCCAAUCGCCAAUCGGCAACCAUGUUACGGAGCGCGGCCGGAUAUCAGGAAAGACGCUAAUUGCCAACGAUUCUGGUGACGACGAGGAUACAAACGUUAUCUUGAAGGACCCCAUUGCUUACGCCGAGUACACUGAUGGGCCAAGGAGAAAAACAGACCCGGCUAUUCCUGUCCAAGCCAUGAGUGGACUUUCGAUCAACACCAAGAACACGACACCAUCGGGACCAUCGUCUCUGCCUCCGCAUAUGGGUGUCAUGUCACCACAGUCGUUUCAAACCAUGAGCCCACCACAGCAUAGGCCGCACUUCCCACCAGUCAAUCCCGCCGAUCAGAAUCCCCCUUGCAAUACUCUUUACGUUGGCAACCUCCCUGCCGACACCUCAGAAGAAGAGCUUAAGGCCCUCUUCAUUAAGCAACGUGGAUACAAACGUCUCUGUUUCCGUACCAAGGCGAACGGGCCAAUGUGUUUCGUCGAGUUUGAAGAGGUAUCGUUCGCCACCAAAGCGUUGCACGAUCUCUAUGGGCACCCACUCCACAACAGCACCAAGGGUGGAAUUCGAUUGAGCUUUUCCAAAAACCCCCUCGGUGUGCGAUCAAACCCGAAUCCUAAUCACGUAAACGGUGGUGCACCAGGCGGAAUGAACGCAGCCAUGUCUGCUUCAGUCAACGGCUUCGCAACAGCUCACAGGCCUCCUCCGGGACUCGCUGCUCCCCCCGGUCUAGGGGGCGGCCGUCAGCAGCAUUAUGGGCCAGGGGGCUCACAGGGGGGCCCCCAAGGCGCAGGAUUUCCGAACUCGGGCAAUUUCAACCGCAAUGCCACGAUGUAUGCGUACAAUGGCCAUGCUGGUGGUCAGCCCAACGGACUCAACGGGGCGAACCCGAUGUAUUCAUACAAUGGCCAUGUUGGUAUCGAGUCCAGCGGUAUGAACCAUGUCAACGGGGUCAACCCGAUAUAUGGGUACAACGGCUAUGAGCCCAGAGCCGUCAACGGAGCCAACUCGAUGUAUGGGUACAACGGUCACUCUAGCCCAGAUCUGAGCAAUCUCAACUCCGUCAACGGUACCAACUCGAUCUAUGGGUUCAGCAACGGUCAAUCUGGCGCCGACGUCAGCGACGUCAGCCUAAUCAAUGGUGUCAACGGCUCAAAGUCGGCCAUGCUGGCCAAAAUGUCGCAUCCAUUCAACCCGAGAAGGUAG
Fusarium vanettenii 77-13-4 is the source of this 1725-nucleotide messenger RNA. RefSeq lists its product as uncharacterized. The transcript has a single exon. Gene Ontology annotation, molecular function: mRNA binding. The record is from RefSeq and is a predicted model, not a curated record. NCBI's taxonomy places the organism in Eukaryota, Fungi, Ascomycota, Sordariomycetes, Hypocreales, Nectriaceae. The coding region runs from base 1 to 1725 and encodes 574 amino acids.